Penicillium daleae is the source of this 1710-nucleotide messenger RNA. RefSeq names its product peptide MFS transporter. The transcript is spliced from 4 exons. Gene Ontology annotation, cellular component: fungal-type vacuole; plasma membrane. Lineage: Eukaryota; Fungi; Ascomycota; Eurotiomycetes; Eurotiales; Aspergillaceae. Gene Ontology annotation, biological process: transmembrane transport. The coding region runs from base 1 to 1710 and encodes 569 amino acids. The record is from RefSeq and is a predicted model, not a curated record. Gene Ontology annotation, molecular function: tripeptide transmembrane transporter activity; dipeptide transmembrane transporter activity.
AUGUCGACUGCGGAUCACGAGGUUGAGGUUGCUCGCCCUCCAACCUACAAUGACACCGUUCCUGUUGAGCAGCAGGUCGUCCUGAACGAAAAGGCCAACAUGGACAUGGACAAGGAAAACCUCUCCAUGACCCCCGAUGGUGGUGAACCCACCGAGGAUGAGAAGCGCUCUCUGCGUCACAUUGCCGAGAACCUGCCCGUCUCGGCCUGGCUGGUGGCCAUUGUCGAGCUGUGCGAGCGUUUCACUUACUACGGCAUGUCUGGUCUGUUCCAGAACUAUGUCCUGCGUCCUCUGGAUGGUAGCCAGGGCCGUGGUGCUCUUGGUAUGGGUCACCAGGGUGCUACUGGUCUGACCACUUUCUUCCAGUUCUGGUGCUAUGUCACUCCCAUCAUUGGUGCCAUUGUCGCUGAUCAGUACCUGGGCAAGUACAAGACUAUCGUCCUGUUCUGCAUUGUCUACCUUGUCGGUCUCCUGAUUCUGGUCUGCACUUCGAUCCCCUCUGCUCUGGAGCACGGUGCCGGUAUGGGUGGUUUCAUCGUUGCCAUCUUGGUCAUUGGUCUCGGUACCGGUGGUAUCAAGAGUAACGUUGCCCCUCUGAUUGCCGACCAGUACAAGCGGAAGAAGAUGGCUCUCCUGACCACCAAGAAGGGCGAGCGCGUCAUCAUUGACCCCGCGUUGACUAUCCAGCGUAUCUACAUGAUCUUCUACGGCUGUAUCAACCUGGGCUCCCUCUCUCUGCUCGCGACUCCCUACAUGGAGAAGUACAUUGGCUUCUGGUCCGGCUACCUGCUCUGCCUGUGCAUGUUCGCCGCGGGCUCCAUCAUCACCGACGCCUUCAAGGCUCUCUGGAUGAUGAUCAAGAACCGCAACAUGGACGCUCCCAAGCCCAGCUGGCAGCUCGAGCACCGCGGUGUCGAGUCCUCGCUCCCCUGGGACGACCACUUCAUCGACGAGCUCAAGCGCGCCCUCGUCGCCUGCCGUGUCUUCGCCUUUUACCCCAUCUACUGGGUCGUCUACGGCCAGUUCUCUGGUAACUUCGUCACUCAGGCCGGCCAGAUGCAGGGCCACGGCAUCCCCAACGACCUGAUGCAGAACUUCGACCCAAUCUCCAUCAUCAUCUUCAUCCCCCUGCUCGAGACAAUCGUCUACCCGCUCAUGCGCCGCCUGAAGAUCCCCUUCCGCCCCAUCACCCGUAUCUCCCUGGGCUUCAUCGUCGCCUCCCUGGCCAUGAUGUACGCCGCCAUCGUGCAGCACCUGAUCUACUCGGCGGGUCCCUGCUACGGAAGCCCGCUCUGCGCGGCCUCGGAGAUCGACGGCACCGCCUACGGCAACAACGUGCACAUCGCCAUCCAGACCCCCGCGUACAUGUUCAUCGGUAUCUCGGAGAUUUUCGCCUCCGUCUCCGGCCUCGAGUACGCCUACACCAAGGCGCCCCCCUCCAUGAAGUCUUUCGUCCAGUCCAUGUACCUCCUUACCAACGCCUUUGGCUCCGCCCUUGCCGAGGCCCUUACCCCGGCCGCCUUCGACCCGGCCAUCAUGUGGAUGUUCGUCGGUCUGGCUUGCGCUUCGUUCCUGUGCGGUGUCAUCUUCUUCGCUAUCUUCCGCCACUUGAACGCCAUGGAGGAUGACAUGAAUGCCCUGGACGCGGAUGACCCCAUGCCCGAGGCUCCCCGUGAGGAGGCCCGUCGUGUUUCCCACGCCCAGCAGUAG